AUGCCCGGCCACGGACUGUCUCAAGUGAAAUGCGAGCCACUUUCGGACGAAGAAGACAGCGACUCACAAUUUGCGCACAGUUAUCUAUCCAGUCAGGCUAGUGGUUUAGAGGAGCUAGCACCCCUGGCACCUGCAGGCCCAGCAGCGACACCUGUGUGUGUGAAACAGGAACGAGCUGAGACCCCACCGACCACUACACUAGAAACGCUCGAGUCAGCACCACACAAUGCUAAGAGCACGUCGUUGCUGGACCGGCACAUGGACUUUUUGAACGUGCACGAGGUGCCUGACUCCACGGACUUCAUGCCGCUGCUGGCCAUCAAAGACGAACCUUCAUCUGAAGGUGAACAACAGCAUCUAAGCGGUGAUGACACCAGCGACUCGUGUGGCCGCCAAACCUCGCCUGCUCCCCGACACAGCCCCAAGAGUUGGACGCAGCAGGACAUGGAUCGCGCGCUGGACGCACUUAGAAACCAUCAAAUGAGUCUUACCAAGGCAUCAGCAACAUACGGCAUCCCAUCGACUACGUUAUGGCAGCGCGCCCACCGGCUGGGCAUAGACACGCCGAAGAAGGAGGGAGCAGCCAAGUCCUGGAGCGAGGCAGAUUUAAGAGGGGCACUGCAUGCCUUGAGGGCAGGUGCCAUCUCCGCUAAUAAGGCCAGCAAAGCGUAUGGUAUCCCCAGCAGCACGCUGUACAAGAUAGCUCGGCGCGAGGGUAUCCGGCUGUCGGCCCCGUUCAACGCGGCGCCGACCGCGUGGCGGCGCGCCGACCUGCAGCUGGCGCUGGCGUCCAUCCGCUGCGGCGCCUCGUCCGUGCAGCGCGCCGCCUCGCAGUACGGGAUACCCACGGGAACGUUGUAUGGUCGGUGUAAGCGAGAAGGUAUCGAGUUAUCUCGCUCCAAUCCCACGCCGUGGUCGGAAGACGCCAUGGGCGAAGCUCUCGAAGCAGUCAGAGUGGGCCAGAUGUCGAUCAACCAGGCAGCCAUCCACUUCAACCUGCCGUACUCCUCACUGUACGGGAGGUUCAAGAGGUGCAAGUACCAGAUGCAGGGCGUCCCUCAAGCUCCGCAGCCACUACAGCAGGACCCGUGCAGCACGGAGCACGUCCAGCCGCCGGCCGCGCCCCCCCCGCUGCCCGCCCCGCCGCCGCACCACGCGGACCACACGCACCACACACACGGGUACACACACAUGCACGAGUACACGCACACACACGACCAGUACGGCCAGUACUACCAACAUUUUAAUAGUAUUGUGACCAGCUGA
Molecule: messenger RNA, 1266 nt
Organism: Spodoptera littoralis (African cotton leafworm)
Lineage: Eukaryota; Metazoa; Arthropoda; Insecta; Lepidoptera; Noctuidae
Source: the annotation of a GenBank genome assembly